This is a messenger RNA of Guyanagaster necrorhizus, 2085 nucleotides long. RefSeq names its product DUF21-domain-containing protein. The coding region runs from base 1 to 2085 and encodes 694 amino acids. The record is from RefSeq and is a predicted model, not a curated record. NCBI's taxonomy places the organism in Eukaryota, Fungi, Basidiomycota, Agaricomycetes, Agaricales, Physalacriaceae. Gene Ontology annotation, biological process: magnesium ion homeostasis; intracellular manganese ion homeostasis. The transcript is spliced from 7 exons. Gene Ontology annotation, cellular component: cytoplasm.
AUGGCACCAACUCCCUUGUCUUCACCAACGACGUCGAGGCUCGUAUACACGCUCUUUUCGCUUGCGUCGCAUUCCUUGCACCUUUUGCGUUUCACUCCUCCGAGUAGCCCUAAUAAUUUCCCAAAACGCUCUGAUUCCGACGGCUUCAACCCGCAUCAGCCCAAAUAUGUCGUCUUUGCUGUGCUCAUUCCAGUUCUCGUCCUUCUAUCAGGUCUCUUUGCCGGAUUGACCCUGGGGUACAUGAGUCUUGACCAGACACAGUUAAACGUGCUUAGUAUCAGUGGCACUCCGGAACAACGCGAAUACGCUAACCAGAUAAAGCCCAUUCGCAAGAAUGGCCAUUUACUGCUCGUCACGCUGCUUCUGGCAAACAUGAUUGUCAAUGAAUCUUUGCCAGUCAUUGCCGAUCCCGUGCUGGGGGGUGGGGUACAGAGCGUCGCUGUCAGUACAGUGCUCAUAGUCAUCUUCUCCGAAAUCAUUCCCCAGUCCCUUUUCACUCGUUAUGGUCUCUAUCUCGGCGCCAAAGGCGCCGGAUUGACCAAGUGUCUGAUUUAUGUCAUGGGCAUCGUUGCCUGGCCUGUAGCCAAGCUCCUUGACUGGAUCCUUGGUUCCAAUCACGGUAUUAUCUACCGUAGAGUCGAAUUGAAAGAACUUAUUGCCAUGCACGCCUCCCAGUCCCAUCACGGUGGAGACCUUAAAUCUGAUACUGUGACAAUUAUCGGGGCCACUCUCGACCUACAGGAAAAAGAUGUGAAACAGGCUAUGACACCCAUAUCUGACGUUUUUAUGCUCUCUAUCGAUGCCCAGUUAGACUACGACCUUCUGACAAAAAUCGUAGAAACUGGGCACAGCCGUGUGCCCGUGUAUGAACAAGUAGACCUUCCUCCAGCUGCCUCUCCUGAGGGCAAGUCACAGAGAGUCAAGAAGAUCAUCGGUAUCCUCCUUGUAAAGCAAUGCGUUUUGCUUGACCCGAAAGAGUGCAUACCUUUACGGACGCUUCAGCUGAACCGCGUCAUGUUCGUACCCAAUAACGAAUCUUUGUUAGGCAUUCUAGACAAGUUUCAAGAAGGCCGAUCGCAUAUUGCCAUUGUGAGCCGAUUCAGUGUGGAAAAAGCUCAGAGUGUGAAGAAAGCCGUCACAGGAAAGAGAGGCUUAACACGACGGUUUUUGGAGAGAGUUGGGAUGGGAGACAGCAGCGAAGAGAGUGGCGAGGAAGUCGAUAAUCACGGUGGAGCCGGUGAAACAUCGAAAGGAAAUACCUUAAAGGGGGAUGGAGUGUGGGAGAAGGACUUUGCAGCAGGAGAAGCAGGGAAGAAGGAACGAGGAGGCAGAAAGAAGCGCAAGAACGUAGAUGAGGACGUUGAGUUGGGAAAUCUAGAGGGCAGAAAGGGAUUGACUAGUAUGCUCGCGUUAGAGCAGACUAUGCCAGCUGAUGCUGUUCUUGCCAAAGAACGAGCGGAAGAGUUCCUCAAAGGCUUCGACCCUGCUAUUAUGCCCCUAGGAAUUAUUACGCUUGAAGACGUACUUGAAGAACUCAUUGGAGAAGAGAUCUAUGACGAGUUUGAUCCUGAAGGUGCACAUGGAGAGCCAUACAUACAUCAAAGCCCAUCUCCUGCAGAACCAGCGGCUCCAAUUCCUCUCGCACAGCCAAUUCCGGUCGCAGCGAACAAAUCAUUAGCAUCAGUGAAAGGCCUCUCCUUCCUGAGAUCCAGGAGUGCGCCGCCGCGUGAUCAUAAUCCUAAUUCUAAACCGGUCACAGAAGAAGCGGCUUUGGAGAAAGAGAAAGAUACUCUUGCUGCACCGGUGUUGGUAGUUACGGCGCCUUCACAUAUGGAUCAGGAGAAACAGUCGGCCGCCGCACUGGAAGCUAUAUUAUUGGAUAGGAAACGUAGGAUAGCGCGUGAGGGGAGUAAUUUGUCGGCUAGGUUCAGCAAGGGCAAAUUCAAGAGCUCCCCGAUCAACAAUUCAAAUUCGGGGCCGAGUGGUGGUAAUGCAGCGGGAGGAGGAAACAUUGUACUAAACAACAGUGAGACGAAUGUGGAGUUGUCAGAUUGUAGUGGGGAUACCGACGUGGAUGAUGAAUAA